Molecule: messenger RNA, 7528 nt
Organism: Cheilinus undulatus (humphead wrasse)
Lineage: Eukaryota; Metazoa; Chordata; Actinopteri; Labriformes; Labridae
Gene: atp9b
Product: ATPase phospholipid transporting 9B
Exons: 30
Coding region: 156-3455 (1099 amino acids)
Biological process (GO): phospholipid translocation; retrograde vesicle-mediated transport, Golgi to endoplasmic reticulum; endocytosis
Cellular component (GO): plasma membrane; trans-Golgi network; endosome
Molecular function (GO): magnesium ion binding; ATP hydrolysis activity; ATPase-coupled intramembrane lipid carrier activity
Source: RefSeq, a predicted model, not a curated record
UGCCCAGCCAAGAUGGCUGACAGCAUCCCGUUAAAUCCGGUGCGGAAGAACUCGAAGAGGAUCCCGUAUUACAACUCAGCCAGACUUUCAAGACUGGACGAGGAUGUUCUAUUAAAGGCGUCAGUCUAGGAAUGGAAAAGAAGUGAACUAGUCCCAUGAUCAGAUACUCUUUAGAAGAUGAGCCCUCCAACCUGGAUGAGAUGCCUCUGAUGAUGUCGGAGGAGGGCUUUGAGAAUGAUGAGAGCGACUACCAGACACUGCCUCGGGCUCGAGUCAACCAGAGACAGAGAGGCCUCGGCUGGUUCCUGUGUGGAGGAUGGAAAGUCCUCUGUGGCAGCUGCUGUGACUGUCUGGCCCACAUAUGUCGGAGGAAGAAGGAGCUGAAGGCCAGGACGGUGUGGCUCGGCUGUCCGGAGAAAUGUGAAGAGAAGUACCCCAAAAACACUAUCAAGAACCAGAAGUACAAUGUCUUCACCUUUGUGCCUGGGGUUCUCUACCAGCAGUUCAAGUUCUUCCUCAAUCUUUACUUCCUGGUGGUGGCCUGUUCCCAGUUUGUGCCAUCACUGAAGAUUGGAUAUUUGUACACGUACUGGGCACCUCUGGGUUUUGUGUUGGCUGUUACCAUGGUGAGAGAGGCUGUGGAUGAAAUGAGACGGUACCAACGAGACAAAGACAUGAACUCUCAACUCUACAGCAAGCUCACAGUGAGAGGUAAAAUUCAAGUGAAGAGUUCAGACAUACAAGUUGGUGACCUGAUCAUCGUUGAGAAGAACCAGAGGAUUCCUGCAGACAUGAUAUUCCUGAGAACAUCAGAGAAAACAGGUGCAUGUUUCAUCAGAACAGACCAGCUGGAUGGAGAAACAGACUGGAAACUGAAGGUUGCUGUUGGCUGUACACAGCGACUACCAGCAGUAGGGGAUCUCUUCUCAAUCAGCGCCUACGUCUACGCCCAGAAGCCUCAGCUGGACAUCCACAGUUUCGAGGGGAACUUCACCAGGGAAGACACAGAUCCACAGAUCCAUGAGAGUCUCAGUAUUGAAAACACUCUCUGGGCCAGCACCGUUGUUGCAUCUGGCACGGUGAUCGGGGUGGUGAUCUAUACAGGCAAAGAGACCAGGAGUGUACUGAACACCUCCUUUGCCAAGAAUAAGGUUGGCCUUCUGGACCUGGAGCUGAACCGUCUUACCAAAGCCUUAUUCCUGGCCCAGGUGGUUCUUUCUGUUGUCAUGGUGGCGCUGCAGGGAUUUGUGGGUCCUUGGUUCCGCAACCUUUUCAGAUUUGUCGUGCUUUUCUCGUACAUCAUCCCCAUCAGUCUGCGUGUAAACCUGGACAUGGGAAAGUCGGCCUAUGGUUGGAUGAUCAUGAAAGACGAAAACAUCCCCGGUACUGUUGUUAGAACAAGCACCAUCCCUGAGGAACUGGGCCGUCUGGUCUACCUGCUGACCGACAAGACUGGCACUCUAACACAGAAUGAAAUGGUUUUUAAGCGACUGCACCUGGGAACAGUUUCCUACGGCACCGACACCAUGGAUGAGAUACAGAGCCACAUUAUUCAGUCAUAUGCUCAGGGGACCUCUCAGCCCUCCAGUAGUGCCAGUGGCUCCACUCCAUCACGUAAGACCCAGACCUCGGGCCCGAAGGUCCGAAAGAGUGUAAGCAGUCGCAUCCACGAGGCAGUGAAGGCCAUUGCUCUGUGCCACAACGUCACCCCCGUCUAUGAGUCUCACGCCGGUGUAAACGGCGAGACGGAGUCUGCUGAAGCUGACCAGGACUUCAGUGAUGACAACAGAACCUACCAGGCCUCCAGCCCUGAUGAGGUCGAGCUGGUGCGUUGGACACAGAGCGUUGGUCUGACCCUGGUGAACAGAGACCUGACCUCCCUGCAGCUGAGGACUCCCUCUGGACAGAUCCUCUCCUUCUACAUCCUGCAGAUCUUUCCCUUCACCUCCGAGAGCAAGAGGAUGGGCAUCAUUGUCAGGGAGGAGUCAACGGGAGACAUCACUUUCUACAUGAAGGGUGCUGAUGUUGCGAUGGCGAGCAUCGUCCAGUAUAAUGACUGGCUGGAGGAAGAGUGUGGAAACAUGGCCAGAGAAGGUCUGAGGACGCUGGUAGUGGCGAAGAAGUCUCUGUCCGAGGAGCAGUACCAGGACUUUGAGAGCCGCUACAACCAGGCCAAGCUGAGUAUCCAUGACCGGGCCCUGAAGGUGGCAGCAGUGGUGGAGAGUCUGGAGAGAGAGAUGGAGCUUCUGUGUCUGACAGGUGUGGAAGAUCAGCUGCAAGCAGACGUCAGGCCCACGCUGGAGCUGCUCAGGAAUGCUGGCAUCAAGAUCUGGAUGCUGACAGGAGACAAGCUCGAAACGGCCACAUGCAUUGCCAAAAGCUCCCAUUUGGUUUCCAGAAACCAAGACAUACAUGUCUUUAAGCCGGUCUCAAACAGAGGAGAGGCCCAUCUGGAGCUAAACGCCUUCAGAAGGAAACAUGACUGUGCUCUGGUCAUCUCUGGAGACUCUUUAGAGGUGUGUUUGCGGUAUUACGAGCAUGAGUUUGUGGAGCUUGCGUGUCAGUGUCCAGCGGUGGUCUGCUGUCGCUGCUCUCCCACUCAAAAGGCCCAGAUCGUCACACUCCUCCAGCAGCACACAGCCAACAGAACCUGCGCCAUAGGUGAUGGAGGAAACGAUGUCAGUAUGAUCCAGGCUGCAGACUGUGGGAUUGGAAUUGAAGGAAAGGAGGGGAAGCAGGCGUCUCUGGCUGCAGAUUUCUCCAUCACUCAGUUUAAACACAUCGGCCGUCUGCUCAUGGUUCAUGGCAGAAACAGCUACAAGCGCUCUGCGGCGUUGGGUCAGUUUGUCAUGCACAGAGGAAUGAUCAUCUCCACCAUGCAGGCCGUCUUCUCCUCUGUCUUUUACUUUGCCUCUGUGCCACUGUACCAGGGCUUCCUCAUGGUCGGUUAUGCCACCAUCUACACCAUGUUUCCUGUGUUCUCUCUGGUUCUGGAUCAAGAUGUGAAGCCAGAGAUGGCUCUUCUCUACCCAGAGCUUUAUAAAGACCUCACUAAGGGACGCUCAUUGUCCUUCAAGACUUUCCUUAUUUGGGUUUUGAUCAGUGUGUAUCAAGGUGGUAUCCUCAUGUAUGGCGCUUUGGUGCUGUUUGAGUCGGAGUUUGUGCACGUGGUCGCCAUCUCCUUUACGGCGCUCAUCUUGACGGAGCUGCUGAUGGUGGCACUGACCAUCCGGACCUGGCACUGGCUCAUGGUGGUCGCUGAGUUCUUCAGCCUGGGAUGCUACCUAGCAUCGCUCGCCUUCCUCAACGAGUACUUUGACUUGUCAUUCAUCACGACUUGGCCUUUCCUGUGGAAGGUGUCAGCCAUCACGUUGGUCAGCUGUCUUCCUCUCUACAUCAUUAAAUACCUGAAGCGCAAGUUUUCACCUCCGAGCUACUCCAAACUCUCCUCGUGAGCCAGACUCAGAUUAUCUGGUUUGUUUUGUAGUUCCCUGCUUCUCUGAGCUUUUUCUAUUUGCAGCACUUUUUUUACUCGCUGAUCCUCAGUGACGGGCAGGAGGAGUACGAAAAACCACUGAGAUAACCAGAAAAAGGAAGAAACUUCGAAUGACGUCACUAAAACUUGGGAUAACUUGAAAUAAAUGGAGCACAUAAAAAAGACUAUUAAAGGAUGGAUUUCAAGAAUGGGGAGAGAAUAACUGCACUUGGAAGGCCUGAAUGAAACACUGGACCCCAUUUUGAUGGAAAAGGGUCAAUCUGCCUUCUUUUGUUUUAAAACUGAUCAGCUUCAUACGUCAUUUUAUACACUUCUGAUGCAUUACUUUCAAUGUUGAACUUUUUAUAUGUGGACUUUUUUAAGUGUUAUUUUUUAAUCUGGGUAUUAUGUACAGUUGCUGGUCUGCAUCUGUAAACAGUGUUGAGUUGCUUUAAAGGGGAAAAACAAUCAUGUUUUAGGGUUUUCCUACGUUACUGUAAAUAAAGCCUUUACAUGCAGCUUUGAUUCCUACUGCUGUCAGUGUAAACCUCAAAGCAUUGAAAUCAUUGACUGUAUAUUUAUGUGGACAACAAGCCUCCUCCUUUUGUUGUUGCUUAAAGUGGAGCUAAAAUACCUCCAUGACACGAUGACAGUCGAGACAUGUUUCCCAAUCUGCUCCCUCCAUCCUCCCUGUAAACACUUACACUCCGUUUGUGCGCUCUCACAGAUUGCCACAGAUUCUAGCCAUAUCUUAUUAUCUGCACGCUUUUAAACAUAUUAACAGCAGUAUGAUACAGAUUUAAAAUAUAAAAGAACUUAACAUUGCUUUCAUGAUCUAACGUCAUAUCUUGAAAAUGGUUUGUUUUGUGAAGAGUUUUAUUUUCACAGGGACUGAAUAAAUUAUCUUCGAUUGAAUUGAAAUUGGGAAAUGUUAAACCAAAUGCCACCUAAUAUGUCGUUUUUCUCUCGUAUUAUAUAUUUAAUGACUGUUGAAUAUUAUUUAUGCAGACAACAUAUCAUUUUAGUGAUGUGAGAUCGUGCUACAUUAAGAUCUGGUUUCCGUUUCAAUGAGAGGAGUUCAUCCAAAAGUCUGCUAUUGUUUUAAAACCCCCCAGCUUAAUCGAGGGAGCCUCGUCCGUGACGCUGGACAGAGCUGGGGUGACGAGGAAAUAGUUUGGGAAAAGCCCAUGGAGAUGCUGGAAGAAAUCUGUUCACAUUAUAAUCAAAAGUAUUAGUUUAAACAAUUCUGAAUUGAUUCAAAUUUCCCAUUAGUUGAUAUUUUUAAACAUCAUAAAACAUAUGAAUAUUUCCAAGCCCGUCCACACACACAUUACCAUGUAUCGCUAAACAGAGUCACAGUCCUACAUUCCUUGUCUAAAUAUUUUAAUCUCAAAUAUUGUCUACAAAAUGUACAGAAUGGAAAUAGCAAUGUGAAACUGUUUUUAUGUAGAGCUUUCAUCUGUGAUUUGUCAGAUUUAGGCAACAGCAGAAAAACUUACACUUCUAAAAUGUGGCAAAAAAAAGGAUCUGGCUCUCUUCGUAAUCUUCAUUUUACACAAUUUAAUGUUUUUGGCUUAGGAAUUGUGAUGUGUGGUGAAGAUUUGUUAGCCCUACAUUUUCUUGGCAAGACAUCUCAACUUGGCCAUACUUCUGUUGCUGUGCUAAAGUAUUGCAUCGACUUUAUUUAGCCUUGCCAUGCCUCCCCUCUGUGUCAGAGCUUUGGGCCCUCUUAAGCUGGCCGGGAGCCUGUCUCAGCUGUCAUUGGACGAGAGGCGGGGUACACCCUGGACUGGUCGCCAGUCAAUCACAGGUCACUGCUCCCUACUGCUCCCUCUGUCAGCUCACACUCACACAGUGAGAGAACCACGAGCAGAAUCCUUAACUGUGGGGCAUUUACAAUGCCCCCCGCCCCAAUAAUUAAGAAAAAUAAAAACAGCAGGAAAUACCCUCCCAGCUUCACAGAUGGCAAUGGCAAUUUGGGCAUGAUAGAGGGAAAAACAGCGAGAGAGCUCGGGAGUGAUAGUGAACUGACUUUAAACUCACUUUGUCAGACUUUUCCAAAGUGAACUCCAUAGAUUUCUGUUGCAGUCCGCUCUGACUUCACUCACAUACUGUGAGCACUCAGGUCGUGCCCGACCAUCAGAUCGUAUAGUUUGAGGAUAAAAAUCAUGUGUGAUGGUCCUGCGUUGUAAGCGAUUGAAAUCACAGUGUAUGCCUGGCUUUAGGAAUCACUGUUUAUUCAUCCUAAAUAUAUUUUCAACAACGGUUAGUAUUAGCACAGCAAACCCCACUCAUUGAUACUUCUUUCUGAUCACUGUCAAACUUCAUAGUUGUUGCAGGAGAUGUGUUGCCCUGACUCCUUAGUAUUUGCAGCGCUAGCUCUCAGCAGCAGUAAUGUUAACAUGGCUGUGUCUGGCUUACUGAUGUACCACCUAUGUCUUAGAAGCUGUGAGACUCUCGUCCGUUUUUCACAAAAGAAAAGGGUUAUGAUGUGUUUUGGAGUCUACAAUUAUUGAAGACCUGUAGUCUUUUGCACUUCUAUGUUGGCUUCAUUUUUCUGUAUUUGAGGUUGCUGCUCUCAAUCACCACAGGAAAAUUGGGCAAGACAAUCUUUAGAUCUGUCAAAUAAUCAGGCAUUGCUGACUUUGGUUGGAUGGGGGGGGGGGGGGUCGGGCACAAUUGCCUUGUGUUGUGUACCUUUCUCAGUCAUGUUGAGAACACUGUAAGGAGUGUAAUUUGUCAACAGAGCUGUCAAUCAUGACGUUACAUUCACUCUUUUUGCAUCAAAUAAAUAAAUAAAAGCUGGGCAUGAAUCAGCAUCCUAAUUAACCAGACAAGACUUUCACUUUAACGUUGUCCCUAUGUCCCAUCUGAUAACAUGGUGAAAGCAGGCUUUGUAACCUCCAGUGUACUGCAGCCAGUUAGCAGUGGAAGCGCUGAAUCUUUUGGCCUCACUCCCUGGCGGCCGUAGCUCUGUCCAUCUUUAUAUACAGUCUCUGAUUUGAAUCUUAAAGAAACGUGCAUUACUAAAACUUUCCUAUGACAGUCACGAAGAAAAUGCUGGAACUUGCUACAAACAAAUUUUCUGUGUAUUUGCUGCUCAAGUUUCUAAGUCAACCAUAACUUUGUGGUAUAAAACCAGCACUCCAUUGCAACAUAACACAUCGUAUUGUCUGCAUAUUUGGCCUUUAUUAUUCUUCAUAAUUUGACUAUGUCUGUCGAUGGCCAUCAGUCCUCUUGUGAGGACCUGGCAGCUCAUGUUGUGCCUCAUUAUGAUGUAUAUUAAUGUGCUGACGCUGCAUCUUCACGGCAUUGGAUGUUAAACAAUCAGAGGUUUUUAUGAGCGUUUGUUUUUGUUACCUCUGAAACCAGAUGUAGCGCUUGAAUCCUGCUGCUCUUUUCUGAUUUCUUUAAUGGUGAAAGUUAAAAAGUCACAAGAAGGAGCCUGAAUCUCAGUCUGCUGUGUAGUUUAAGGCCUUUGUUGACAAUAUGACUCCCAUGGGCCUCCUUGUGACUUUGGCCUGUAGCGGACCUUAAUUUGAAGGGGGAAUGAGUUUUAUCAUUCACUCUGUGUAUUCUAAGUGUUCAGAGUGUUUUAAGCACAGUAUCAGAAGGUGAAUUUGAGCAUGUUAAGUGAAGUAAACAGGAAGUAGUUUAUUGAUGUUGAUCAGUCAGAUUUUUGCUGAAUCAUUAUUGAGUUAAACUCAGGUUAAUCAUUCCCUAAUAAAGUAUUGUAUUAUUUAAUUAGUUUAAUUAUUGGGAACAGAGGUGUAAAAUUUAGCUACGCUACCAGAAAAACACAAAUAGAUGGAUGUGGUCUUUAGGGAAAGAGAGACUUUGAUGCAUUUAGGGUUUAAAUUUUCUGAUUCCCAAGAAGAAAAACUCCAGAUGUUGAUUCCUGUGUUUCCUGUUGGGAUCUUUGUUCUGUAUGUGUGAUGUUGUUUCAACUUUUCUUUCUUGUGAACUUGCUUUCCAUGUCCUACACUGCGAUUUCUAACAAUGUCUGUUAUUUAUAGUAUUGUUAUUGAAUGAUGAUUAAUAAAAGGAACAUCA